CAGGCAACACAGAUCUUCCCAGAGCCAGCACGGUGGACACACCGAGUCAGGGAGCUCAUCAGCACCACAUAACGAGGCAGUAUGGCAGACGUGGAACGUAACGAUGGUGAAUAUCAGUCGCAACAGCAGCAACAAGCGCAGCAGCAAGACUACGAGAACGGGGGGCCGCCGCCCCGGCGCGGCGGCGAUGGUCAUGGAGAAUACAACCAACCCAACAAGAUCUUUGUGGGAGGCGUGGCCUGGCAUACGACAGAAGAAGGGCUGUCAAGCUAUUUCGGCAAAUAUGGGGAGCUGACGGACGUGGUGCUGAUGCGGGACAAGAACACGGGCGGGCCUCGAGGCUUCGGCUUCGUGUCCUUCGCUACGCCUGCAGCGAUGGAGGCGGCCGUUUCCGAAGCCCACAUGCUCGACGGCCGAAACCUCGACGUGAAGAAGGCGGUGCCGCGUGAACAGGCACCUGCUCCAGUCCGAGCCAUAUGGGGGGGCACGGGUGCGGGGCCGCAGCGACAGUUCCAAGACAUCAAGAAAGUCUUUGUCGGGGGGUUGUCACCAGACGUGACCGAGGAAGCUUUCCGCGCCUAUUUCGACAAAUUCGGAGAGAUAACGGACGCGGUCGUGAUGAUGGACAGGACCACGGGCCGCAGUCGCGGCUUCGGCUUCGUCACUUACGCCGAGGAGGCGGCCAUGAAGAAGGUGUUGAGUCAGCAGCACGACAUGGAGGGAAGGCCUAUGGACGUGAAGAGGGCCGAGCCCAAGGUCCCCGAUGCAGGGGCUGGAGGAGGCUAUUAUAGCGGAGGGGGG
This is a messenger RNA of Nannochloropsis gaditana CCMP526, 801 nucleotides long. RefSeq names its product RNA-binding protein Musashi (gene MSI). The record is from RefSeq and is a predicted model, not a curated record. Gene Ontology annotation, molecular function: RNA binding. The transcript has a single exon. The annotation marks the transcript as partial.